Messenger RNA from Phacochoerus africanus (Common warthog), 1272 nucleotides. It is a transcript of the gene PKIG, whose product is annotated as cAMP-dependent protein kinase inhibitor gamma. The transcript has 4 exons. Bases 405 to 635 code for a protein of 76 amino acids. Gene Ontology annotation, biological process: negative regulation of cAMP-dependent protein kinase activity. The record is from RefSeq and is a predicted model, not a curated record. Gene Ontology annotation, cellular component: nucleus; cytoplasm. NCBI's taxonomy places the organism in Eukaryota, Metazoa, Chordata, Mammalia, Artiodactyla, Suidae. Gene Ontology annotation, molecular function: cAMP-dependent protein kinase inhibitor activity.
UCCUGCGGACAGAGAGGUGGAAACUGAGCAAGGGCGCUCAGUGGUUGACAUCAUCGGGCUGAGCAUUGGGUUACAACAGAUGGGGACUUACUUGGCCUGAGACGUGGGAAACACCCACUAAAACCUCGAAGUGCAUUUCAUUUAGGAGACACAGAGAGGGAGAGAGAGGGCACGAGAGAUCCUGCCUGCACCCGCUGGCCGGUCGGCUCAUCUGGCUCACUGUCAGGAGGGAAGCGUUUUGAAUCCUGGCUUCUGAAAUUCCACCUUCCCUCUGACUGAGGACCACUGAACUCUGAAAGAACUCUGCUUUUAAUUUCCACAUUGAUUAGUCAACGGUGGAAAAUCUGAAGCAAUGCGAGCAGGAAAAAGAAACUAAACCAGGCCUGCAGAGCGAUGCGACGGGCAUGAUGGAGGUCGAGUCGUCCUACUCGGACUUCAUCUCCUGUGACCGGACGGGCCGUCGGAACGCCGUUCCUGACAUCCAGGGAGACUCCGAGGCCGUGAGCGUGCGGAAGCUGGCUGGUGACAUGGGCGAGCUGGCCCUCGAGGGGGCAGAAGGACAGGCGGAGGGGGGCACCCCAGACAAAGAAGCGAGCAACCAGCCCCAGAGCAGCAAUGGGACCACCUCCUCCUGAACGUGGCCUUGCCUGAGGCGGCUGGAAGAGACGCGCUGUGGACGGGAGCCCUGGACUGGCCAGGCAGCCUGUCCUCUGAGCAGAGUGUGCCAGGCAAGCCAGGCCCGACUGAAAGGCAGGCCCUGGAGGCUCCGGCCCCACCAGGGGAAGGCCCUGUCCACACCCCCAGGCUCCCCGCUCCCACCUCCUCACUGCACCGGGUGCACAUCCAGACACUCUACGCACGGGAUGGUGUUUAUCCAGCGGGCGCUGGGACUCAGCGGCUGGGUCCUGCCCGCCUGGGGCAGCGGUCUGGGCAGGGACCACGUCCUGGUUCUGCCCCGUCCUUUCCAUCCCCGGCCUUCUGUGUCAAGACCUUCUUACCCCUUUUCUAAAAAGCACUUUUAAACUUUUUAAAAACUUUAAACCUUUUCUCAGCAGAGAGGGAGGGAGCUGACAAUUAACCUUUUUUUGGAAACCAUUGUAAGCUAAACUCUUCGACCGUCUAUGCAGCUCUGAGGUUCCCUCAUGGAGCUUCACAGAUCCAUUUUUUAGGGAAGGGAUUUUGUGCUCAAAACUAUCUGAUUAGCUGUUUGCCCUUUCUACCCAGACAAAUGACACCUAGGAGCCAGGAAAUAAAUGCAGAUGAUUUGUGUGA